Molecule: messenger RNA, 839 nt
Organism: Paramecium sonneborni
Lineage: Eukaryota; Ciliophora; Oligohymenophorea; Peniculida; Parameciidae
Source: the annotation of a GenBank genome assembly
AUGGAUGGAAAGAAUUUCUUGACAUACAAAAGAAAUGAGAAUUCUCCUUAAUUUUGCAAUGCUAGUUGGUCAUUUGCAGUUACAGGUGCAUUAAGUGAUAGAAUAAAGAUUAAAAGUAAUGUGGCAUUUUCUGAGAUAGUAUUAUCACCUUUAGUCUUAAUAUCAUGUGAUAUACAAUCAAAUGGUUUUAUUUUGGUUCUUCAUUAAAUGCAUACAAGCAAAAAUAAAUAAGAUCAAUUAUCAUAUAUUUUUAAAUAAUAAUGUAUAUCAAUAUAUUAAAGACAUUUGGAUUUCUGAUGAGACAUGCACAAAUUAUGUUGCCCAUAAGAAGAAUGCAAUUAAAUAGCUCGUUAUAGGAACUGUUUUGAUGGAAUGGAACUCUACAUGGAUAAGUAUCUUGUUAAGUUGAACAUGACUAUCAUUAUGUAGAAGUGGUUGGAUGGAAAAUAAGUGGUUAAUCCAAAUUUUGGAUUGUGAAAAACAAUUUGGGUCGAAAGUAUCCAAUUUAUAUGAUAUUGCAAUAGAUGACAUAUAAGAAUGUAGUUAUAGUGUAAUGUAGGAUUCUUUAACUGAAGGAAUUAGAAAUAGAACUACUUUAAAUAGAAGUAUUGAAAAAAGAUAAAUUAAAAAAUUUACAUCUUAUAAUAUAAAUAUAUUACAUUUUUUAUAAUAGGAUUAAUUUAUCAUAAAUCCAAUAUCAAAAUUAAACGCAGACGUACUAAUUUAAUUUGAUUGGAGAAAUUUUAAUGGAAUUAUUUAUUUAACAAAUUAUAGGAAUCAACAUAUUCUAAUUUAUUUUAGUUCAUGUUGUCACAUGCUGUUAAUUCAACAACAUUUGA